GUGACAUUUGGCAGCGAAGCAGUUAAACGAUGAGGGUGGCAGCCUCUUAGUUUCUCAGGUGACAAGGGUAGCACGCUCAACAGAAACCGAUCCUCCAGGAGUGUGUGAGGAAGACGCUGCAAAGGAGGGAAAACCUGAGGACAGAAGGUUAGCUGGACUCAAACCAUGGUGAGAUGAGGACCGAAUGGAAGAGACAUCAGAAACAAGGACAAGAAGGAAGUGUAGGCACGACCACCUGACAGAACACUGGAAGAAGCAUCAUUUGAUGUGAGAACGAUGGAAGCGGUGAAUGACUUCCAGGGUCAGAGCUUCGACAAGCUGAGGCGCUCCUGCCUGCGUCGAGGAGCGCUCUUCAAAGACUCUCUGUUCCCUGCCACCAACCAGUCCCUCUUCUACAAGAGGGCGCCCCCACCUGGACUGACCUGGAGGAGGCCGAGGGAAAUAUGCAGGGACCCUCGAUUGUUUGUGGAUGGUAUCAGCACUCGUGACUUGCACCAAGGCAGUCUGGGUAACUGCUGGAUGGUGGCAGCCAUUUCGUGCCUGGCAUCUGAACCUUCACUGUGGAAAAAGGUCAUUCCUGACCACAUGGAUCAGGAAUGGAACCCAAAACGCCCGGACCUGUAUGCAGGGAUCUUCCAUUUCAGGUUCUGGCGCUUCGGACAUUGGGUUGAUGUUGUGGUGGAUGACCGUUUGCCGGUCAGUCAGGCUGGAGUCCUGCUCUUCUGCCGCUCAGCAACACCAAGAGAGUUUUGGAGUGCCCUGUUGGAGAAGGCCUACGCCAAACUAAAUGGCUGCUAUGAGGCUUUAGAGGGAGGAAACACUGCAGAGGCCCUUAUCGACUUCACUGGAGGGGUAUCGGAGCCUCUCAGCCUUGACUGUGAGGCCCUCAGGCUGCACAGCGAGCGGAGGAAGUCACUCUUCCAGACAUUAGCUAAGGUCCAUGAGCACAAAUCCCUCAUCACCUGCUCCAUCCGGCCAGCUGAGGGGGAGAUGGUGGAGUCGGUGUUGGACUGUGGGCUCGUACGGGGGCACGCCUACGGCAUCACAGCGGUGAGGAAGGUGAGGCUGGGGGAGAAUCUGCUGAGGACAGGCGGGACGUCCCGACUCUUUAUGGUGCGCAUGAGGAACCCGUGGGGGACCACGGACUGGAAAGGGGCCUGGAGUCAGGGGUCGGAGCAGUGGCAGCAGCUGAGCCGUGCAGAGAGGGAGAAGAUGGGGAUUGUGGUUCGUGAUGUUGGGGAGUUCUGGAUGGAUUUCCAGGACUUCUGCUGCUACUUCACAGAUGUGGUGGUGUGCCGGCUGGUGCAAAGGACUCUGCUGUGGCUGAACUCCCACUGGAGAGAGACGCAGAGCUAUGGGGAGUGGACUCCAGCUCCUACUUCAGCUGCUCCCACCAUAGCACCUCUUUCUACAGGGGAAUGCAGCAGCAGUGCUUUGACACUUAGUAACAUCGGGCCUGAAGGAGCCAAACCGAGAAGGAACAAGGUUAGGGAGAGCAAUCAGGAAGGAAAGAAAGGGGGAGAGGUUGUUGAGGAGAUAGACAGGAGGAGUCGAUGUGGGGGAUGUAUCAACCACAGGGACACCUUUCUGUACAAUCCACAGUUCAUGUUUGAGGUGCAGAGCAAAGAGGAGGAGGUGCUGAUCUGCCUGCAGCAGGAGGACAGGAGAAUCUUGAAGAGAAAUGGAGGAGGAGAAAACCUGCCAAUAGGCUUUGAGGUGCUGAAGGUGGAGGUGAAUCGCUGCAGCCGAGUGCAGUGCGUGGUGGAGCAGGCGGCCAGCUCCAUUUACAUGGACUCUCGCAGCGUGACUCUGAGAGGAACUUUGGCUCAGGGUCGAUAUGUGGUGCUGCCCACCACCUUCCUGCCGGGCGACGCCGGGCGCUUCCUGCUGAGGCUUUUCUCGCACUCUCACGUCCAUCUCAGGGAACUAAAGAACGACCUGCCAUCUCCAUCUUUGUUCCAUUGUUUUCUACCUCAGCCUGCAGUAGUGACCACAGUUCACCUCUGCAGGGCAUCAGGACUCAGAGCUCCCAAACAGACAGCUCCAGAUGUUUACGCUCUGGUACGAUGUGAGGGUCACGUUGUCAGGACACGAUUGUUCAAGGAGAAUGGAAACCCCAAAUUCAACCUCCGAACCAUCUUCUACAGAAGAUACCCUGAUGCUAACAUCUCGGUGGAGCUAUGGAGCAGAGGUCUGCUGUGGGACUCUCUCCUCGGAGCAGCUCGACUCCAGACGACAGAAUCCGAGAAGAGUCGGAAUCUCGUGAUUGAUCUGCGAGGAGGGCGAUUGCACUCAGGAUCCGGAGGCUGCAUCUACGUGGAGACGUCCACCAGCCUCUGCCUCACAGACUUGUGACAACAUCUGCCUGGUUACCAUGGUAACACCAAGAUUGGAUGCACAAACUGUUUAUUUGGCAAUAAUCAUUAACAGUUUUACCUAUAAACUGUGGUGAAAUAAGCAAAAAAAUGUUUUCAUUUUUAUACAAUAAAUAAUAAGACACCA
Messenger RNA from Girardinichthys multiradiatus, 2502 nucleotides. Its product is annotated as calpain-5-like. Gene Ontology annotation, biological process: proteolysis. Bases 277 to 2355 code for a protein of 692 amino acids. NCBI's taxonomy places the organism in Eukaryota, Metazoa, Chordata, Actinopteri, Cyprinodontiformes, Goodeidae. Gene Ontology annotation, cellular component: cytoplasm. The record is from RefSeq and is a predicted model, not a curated record. Gene Ontology annotation, molecular function: calcium-dependent cysteine-type endopeptidase activity. The transcript is spliced from 13 exons.